Molecule: messenger RNA, 5148 nt
Organism: Lontra canadensis (Northern American river otter)
Lineage: Eukaryota; Metazoa; Chordata; Mammalia; Carnivora; Mustelidae
Gene: NFX1
Product: nuclear transcription factor, X-box binding 1
Exons: 24
Coding region: 95-3496 (1133 amino acids)
Biological process (GO): negative regulation of transcription by RNA polymerase II
Cellular component (GO): nucleus
Molecular function (GO): zinc ion binding; DNA-binding transcription factor activity, RNA polymerase II-specific; RNA polymerase II transcription regulatory region sequence-specific DNA binding
Source: RefSeq, a predicted model, not a curated record
GCGAAUAUUCUUGCGGCGCCGGAAGUCAAAGACACGUGACCGGGUGACAGCCCUCUCUAGGUUGCAGGGCUCGCUUUAGGUGUUGCGGCACGGGAUGGCGGAGGCGCCUCCUGUCUCAGGUACUUUUAAAUUCAACACGGAUGCUGCUGAGUUUAUUCCUCAGGAGAGAAAAAAUUCUGGUCUAAGUUGUGGGAGUCAAAGGAGACUAGAUUCUAAUAGGAUUGGUAGAAGAAAUUAUAGUUCACCACCUCCCUGUCACCUUUCCAGGCAAGUCCCUUAUGAUGACAUCUCUGCUGUUCAUCAGCAUGGUUAUCCUUUGGGAAGCAAACCUAAAAGUCAACAGAUUUCUUUUCAGUCCUCUACUUCUAACAAAUCACUCAAGAACCCUGGCCUUCAGAACCAACCUUGGCAGAAAUUGAGGAGUGAAAAACAGCAUAUCAAAGUCAAGAAAAUACAGAAUCUCACUGACCAGACCUCAGAUGCAGCUGGCUUAGAAAGUGUGGGUAGGUCAGAGAGUGGGACAAACCCCAGAGAACACAGCCCUUCUGAGAAUGAGAAGGAAAUUGUUGGUGCAGAUCCCAGGGGAGCAAAACCCAAAAAAGCAACCCAAUUUGUGUACAGCUAUGGUAGAGGACCAAAAGUCAAGGGAAAACUCAAAUGUGAGUGGGGUAACAGAAUGACUCCAAAAUCCGAGGAUGCUGGACCUGAAAAUACCAAACCUCUGGGGGUUAUGCACCCUGACUCUUUGGAUACAUCCUUUAAAAAAGGAGUAUUGGAUGGAUAUGCAGCCAGACGCAACGAGCAGAGAAGAUACCCACAGAAAAGGCCUCCCUGGGAAGUGGAAGGGGCCAGGCCACGACCAGGCAGGAAUCCACCAAAACAAGAGGGCCAACGACUUACAAAUGCCGGACCCAGGAACAACAUGGCCCCCAUUCCAAAGGAUAAUCCUAAUGAAAGACCAGCAAAAUCUGCCUGUGACAGUGGGAACUUGGCAGUCGUCAACAAGUCUUCCAGAAGGGUUGACCCAGAAAAAUGUUCUGUAAGGAGGCAGGAUCCUCAAGUAACAUCUUUCCCCCGAGGCAAACAGAACCAUGUGCUAAAGAAUAUGGAAACUCACACAGGUUCUCUAAUUGAACAGCUAACUACAGAAAAAUAUGAGUGCAUGGUGUGCUGUGAAUUGGUUCGUGUCACAGCGCCAGUGUGGAGUUGUCAGAGCUGUUAUCAUGUGUUUCAUUUGAACUGCAUAAAGAAAUGGGCAAGGUCUCCAGCAUCUCAAGCAGAUGGCCAAAGUGGUUGGAGAUGUCCUGCCUGUCAGAAUGUUUCUGCACAUGUUCCUAAUACUUACACUUGUUUCUGUGGCAAGGUGAAGAACCCUGAAUGGAGCAGAAAUGAAAUUCCACAUAGUUGUGGUGAGGUUUGUAGAAAGAAACAGCCUGGCCAGGACUGCCCGCAUUCCUGUAACCUUCUCUGCCAUCCUGGACCUUGCCCACCCUGCCCUGCCUUUAUGACUAAAACAUGCGAAUGUGGACGAACCAGGCACACAGUUCGCUGUGGUCAGGCCGCUUCAGUCCACUGUUCCAAUCCAUGUGAGAAUCUUUUGAAUUGUGGCCAGCACCACUGUGCUGAGCUGUGCCAUGGGGGUCAAUGCCAGCCUUGUCGGAUCAUAUUGAACCAGGUAUGCUACUGUGGCAGCACUUCCCGAGAUGUGUUAUGUGGAACAGAUGUAGGAAAGUCUGAUGGAUUUGGCGACUUUGGCUGUUUAAAGAUAUGUGGCAAGGACUUGAAAUGUGGGAACCAUACAUGUUCUCAAGUGUGCCACCCUCAGCCCUGCCAGCCAUGCCCACGGCUCCCCCAGCUGGUGCGAUGUUGCCCUUGUGGCCAAACUCCUCUCAGUCAAUUGCUAGAACUUGGAAGUAGUGGUCGGAAAACUUGCAUGGAUCCUGUCCCUUCAUGUGGAAAAGUGUGUGGCAAGCCUCUGCCAUGUGGUUCCCUAGAUUUCAUUCAUACCUGCGAAAAACUCUGCCAUGAAGGAGACUGUGGACCAUGCUCUCGUACAUCAGUUAUUUCCUGCCGAUGCUCUUUCAGAACAAAGGAGCUUCCAUGUACCAGUCUCAAAAGUGAAGGUAUGACUGGGAAGGGACAAGAGGAAACAUUCUGGGAUAAAACAGAUGCUACAUUUAUGUGUGAUAAGCGGUGUAACAAGAAACGGUUGUGUGGACGGCAUAAAUGUAAUGAGAUCUGCUGUGUGGAUAAGGAGCACAAGUGUCCUUUGAUUUGUGGGAGGAAACUCCGUUGUGGCCUUCAUAGAUGUGAAGAACCUUGUCAUCGCGGGAACUGCCAGUCAUGCUGGCAAGCCAGUUUUGAUGAACUAACCUGCCACUGUGGUGCAUCAGUGAUCUACCCGCCAGUUCCCUGUGGUACCAGACCCCCUGAGUGUACCCAGACCUGCGCCAGAGUCCAUGAAUGUGACCAUCCAGUGUAUCAUUCUUGUCAUAGUGAAGAGAAGUGUCCCCCUUGUACUUUCCUAACUCAGAAAUGGUGCAUGGGAAAACACGAGUUACGAAGCAACAUCCCCUGUCACCUGGCUGAUAUCUCUUGCGGAUUACCCUGCAGUGCCACGCUACCAUGUGGGAUGCACAAGUGUCAGAGACUCUGUCACAAAGGAGAGUGUCUCGUGGACGAGGCCUGCAAGCAGCCCUGCACCACCCCCAGAGCUGACUGUGGCCACCCGUGUAUGGCGCCCUGCCACCCCAGCUCACCCUGCCCCAUGACUGCUUGUAAAGCCAAGAUAGAGCUGCAGUGUGAAUGUGGACGAAGAAAAGAGAUGAUGAUUUGCUCCGAAGCUUCCAGUACUUAUCAAAGAAUAGCUGCUAUUUCCAUGGCCUCUAAAAUAACAGACAUGCAGCUUGGCGAUUCAGUGGAAAUCAGCAAGUUAAUUACUAAGAAGGAAAUUCACCAAGCCAGGCUGGAGUGUGACGAGGAGUGUUUAGCCUUGGAAAGGAAAAAGCGGUUAGCAGAGGCGUUUCAUAUUAGUGAGGAUUCUGAUCCUUUCAAUGUACGUUCUUCAGGGUCAAAAUUCAGUGACAGUUUGAAAGAGGAUGCCAGGAAGGAUUUAAAGUUUGUCAGUGACAUUGAAAAAGAAAUGGAAGCCCUUGUGGAGGCCGUGAAUAAGGGAAAGAAUAGUAAGAAGAGCCACUGCUUCCCUCCCAUGAACAGAGACCAUCGCCGGAUCAUCCAUGACCUGGCCCAAGUGUAUGGCCUGGAGAGCGUGAGCUAUGACAGUGAACCAAAGCGCAAUGUUGUGGUCACUGCAGUCAGAGGGAAGUCCAUUUGUCCUCCUACCACGCUGACAGGUGUCCUUGAAAGGGAAAUGCAGUCACGGCCUCCACCACCAAUUCCUCACCACAGACAUCAGACCGACAAAAAUCCUGCAAGCAGUAAUUUACAGAAAAUAGCCAAGGAACCAGUAAUUGACUACUUUGAUGUCCAGGACUGAGAAGAUCAAGAUGCACUUAGAUAAAAGAAUGAUUAGGUGUGAUGGAGACUCGUUUGCCAGCAGAUAAAUCAUGCUUGUUCCCAGUUAACUGCCUGGUGGACUCACACACAGUCUCAUAUACUGUCUUGUACUGAUACGUCCAAAGCAUGAGUGUGUCAGAAAUCUCCUUGUCCUCUAUUCUGUGUGUAUAAAGUGUUUCAGUACGGCCAGAUCUCUGACUAGAUGGUCACUGGUGAUUCAGUUUUGUAUUUGCAGAGCCUCCACCAUCACCGUGAUUGCUCAGAGGGCUGGGGGGAACAUUGGGUUUGAUUUGAACAAACCAGAAUUUUAGCCUAAAAGUGGUAUUUAGUCAUAGACUCAGUUGUCCCAAUUCUCCAUACUCUUCUUAAAAAUGCAACAUCAGCUGCGCCUCACUUUUUGGAUUAAUCCAAACUGAUCACAAUCUUCGGAAGAGCACAAGUGAACUUCUUGGUCCAAAAUACCAGAUGCAUCCAGAAUCACACGUGUUGUGUUAAACCCCGCUAUCAUAUCUGAGUCUUUAACCAAAAACUCUCAUAGGUCUGUCUGGCUGAAUUUAUCUUAGGGGUUCUUAAUGCCAUCAAUUCUAGACCUAGGAAAGGAGUCAGGGUGCUUUAUAGAAUUCCUAUUUUCUGGAGCUCAGGAGCGUGGCUCAUACUACAUCACUGGGCCUAUCCUGUGACAGUUUAGCUAGAUAUGCCAUGAUGGUAGAGGACAGAGAGCACGCUCCUUCUGCCUGGUUCACACUGUGGCCUCUGUGUACUGACCAGUUAGCCCUAACUCCUUUUUGGUUGAGAAAGGGUUUCAGGUGGAUUGACCUUUCCUGUGUUGCUUUCUCCCAGGCCAGGAGCAGCUGUACUGGCUCUCCUUGUCUCCGAGCUCUGAACUUCGGUUUAAAUAAUCACAGAAGUGUGUGGACAGUCCAGGACUUUUCCCAGCAGUCCUCUGGAGAUAUUCUUGAGUCUUUGUUAAGGCAGGUGCAUUGACAGUUACAUUAGUUUGGUCAUCUCUGCCUUGGCACCCCUUCGGCUUGGAGGCCAGACUUCCAACAACUUCUUUGUCCAGAGCAAGCCUGAGCCCCAGAGCAACAGAUUUCAGAAGUGACAUUACGAAACUGGCACUUGGUUUUCAUAGGAAGAGCAGGGUCACUCUUUGAUCCUGACCCAGAUAGUCUACCUUGAGAGGCAGCAGGUACGGGAGCAAGAAGAAGCAACUGGAGGGAAGAGAUGGAAAACUAAAAACCACUUCUCUCUGGACUCAUUUAGCACAGGGUCAGUGGCCCUGAAGACAGCAGGAAGCCCAUGAGCAUCUGUUACAUCUUUGAAGCAGUGGUUCAGUGGAUGAACUGCUCUUGGAGAACAUCUCAGAAUUCAGGAGGCAGGAGACUGAUUCUAGUUGCCAGCUCUGCCACAUACAUAGCUUGCCACUUGGUGGAAUGGAGGUAUCACCUGCCUCGUAAGGAUUAAAUGAGUUGUGAUACAUGUAGAUUCCUGAUCUGUCAUGAAUGCUGAAAGUUUAUAUAAAUGAUACUUUGGGGGCACCUAACUGGCUCAGCUGGCAGAGCAUCUGACUCUUAAUCUUGGGGUCAUGAGUUCAAGCCCCAUGUUGGGUGUAGAAUUUAUUUAAAAAAAAAA